AUGUACUGUUACUUUCAUGUGUUUGAACAACAAAUAGACAAUUAUAACAGAUCCAAGGAACAAUACAGACUCAAAGCCGCCCUUCACCAAAACGACUAUGCCGUCUACCAAAUCCAAAGGUCCAUUCAACGACAGCAAAUCCAAACCCAAACCCCUUACCACGAAUUACCCGAUGAACAUACUGACCAGCCAAAUGAUUUUCUUCCUUACAUCCAUGGACAAAGUGAGCCAAAUUCUAAAGAGCCAACAAUCAAAUCUCGACACCAAAACGGAAGGUGGGAGGAGCUCUUGGAAUCCCUAGAGCCUGGGGAGGACGAGCUUUGGAGAGUUACCCGCAGACUCAGAAGGAAGAAGAUUGCUUCCUCGCCCAUUCACGGAGAGCGCGGAGUGUGCUACUCCCCCGCCGACAAAGCAUUAGUCUUUGCCUACACGAUGGAAGGUCAGUUUGAGCUUAACGUUGACGACAAUGACAACAUCGACCGCAAUAUUCUGUUGGAAGAUCGGGUUCACCGUAUCCUCAGGGAAGAUGGUGACGACAACAUCCGUCCGGCUUCUGUGGAAGAGCUGAAGGACAUAAGAGGAGCUUACAAACGUCACCAGCUUUGUUCUCUAAUUGGGGUCGAAGGAGGGCACUCUCUGGCAGGAAGUCUAGCCGUCCUGAGGACCCUCUAUCACGUCGGAGUGAGGUACUUGACACUCACCUCAACAUGCAACACGCCUUGGGCCGAUUGCUCUCUAGCAGAUAUGCCUGGGAAAAAAGCGGAACAUGGCGGACUAACCAACUUUGGGAAGAGCGUCAUUAAAGAAAUGAAUCGUAUCGGUAUGAUCGUUGACUUGUCGCACGUUUCGGUCAAUACCAUGAAGGAUGCACUCGAAGUUUCUAAGGCUCCAGUCAUCUUCAGUCAUUCUUCGGCCCAUGCUCUGUGCAACUCGACGAGAAACGUUCCAGAUGAUACACUAAGGAAGUUGGCACUGAACAAAGGAGUUAUUAUGAUCAACUUUUAUUCCUUGUUUUUGACUUGCAAGGAGACUUCGACUAUUGCAGAUGCUGUUGCACACAUAAAUCACAUAAGGGAAGUCGCCGGAGUGGACAGCGUAGGACUAGGAGCUGGCUACGAUGGAAUUAAUUUUGUACCUCAAGGUCUGGAAGAUGUUUCUACAUAUCCGACGUUGUUUGCUGAAUUGAUAGGCACUGGGAAGUGGAGUGUUGAUGAUUUGAAGAAACUGGCUGGGAUGAACUUUCUUAGAGUAUUUCAGGAAGCGGAAAGAGUACGGGAUGAGUUCAAGAGAGCCAACGUGCCACCCUAUGAAGACGUUAUGCCGAAGCAAAAGGAAAAUAACUGUUCUUCGCAGAGUAAUUGACUUUCUGAAGGGUUGGUUUCCAUUGUAUUCGCGAAAAGAUCUACAGAAAGUGAUUUCUAUAGUGAAUUUGAUAUUUUGAAAAUUUUAGUAACAAAAGAACAUCCACAAAAAUAAUUUUUCUUAGUUAUGCAGGACUACAAUUAGACAUUAAACUGAG
Molecule: messenger RNA, 1519 nt
Organism: Leptinotarsa decemlineata (Colorado potato beetle)
Lineage: Eukaryota; Metazoa; Arthropoda; Insecta; Coleoptera; Chrysomelidae
Product: dipeptidase 1
Biological process (GO): proteolysis
Molecular function (GO): metallodipeptidase activity
Source: RefSeq, a predicted model, not a curated record